This is a messenger RNA of Drosophila grimshawi, 4226 nucleotides long. RefSeq lists its product as uncharacterized. Gene Ontology annotation, molecular function: protein binding. Lineage: Eukaryota; Metazoa; Arthropoda; Insecta; Diptera; Drosophilidae. Bases 387 to 3275 code for a protein of 962 amino acids. The transcript is spliced from 2 exons. The record is from RefSeq and is a predicted model, not a curated record.
CAAAAAACAACAGCAAUAAGGAGAAGCAAAAGAAAAAGUCGAAAGAGAAGCCACAUUGAAUAUAAGAACAAGAGCUGUCCAAAAAAGAACGAAAGGCAGGCAGGGAAGAAAGAAGAAGAAAAAGGAACGCAUACAUUAAUCAGAAUCGUGUCUGUCGCAAGCAGCAACCACAAAAACAACAACAACCACAAUCAGUGCACAAAGGAAAGCUAAAACGGAACACGAAUCAAAUUAACAGCGUGUCGAAAGGAUUAACAGCAGCAGCUAGCUGGCUGAAGAACAGCUCUUGUGGCUGUGACAGCCAGAGCUAAACAACAGAGACAGAGAGAGAGAGAGAGAGAGAGGCAAAAGCACAAGUAGUGAGUUGAGUGAGUUUAACAGUUGUCAUGGACUCAACAGAGGAGCUUAACAGACCGAGGCAGAGAGCGAGGCGAUCAAUGCUGUUGCCGCUGAUGUUAACAGGGCUAAUGUUAAUGCUGCUGAUGCAGGAAACGGUGGCUCAUCGGGAUUGGAUGCAGAACUGCAGCAAUUGUCAUUGCCAUUGGAAUUCAGGGAAGAAGAGUGCCGACUGUAAGGGCAAGAAGUUGUCUAAAAUACCGCAGGACAUGAGCAAUGAGAUGCAAGUGGUGGAUUUCUCACAGAAUCAAAUACCGGAGCUGCGACGUGAGGAGUUUCUGGUGGCGGGCCUACAGAAUCUGCACAAGAUUUAUUUGCGCAACUGCACCAUCCAGGAGGUCAAUCGGGAUGCGUUCAAGGGCCUACCCAUACUGAUCGAGCUGGACAUGUCCAGCAAUCGCAUCCGCCAGCUGCACCCCAGCACCUUCGAGGGCCUCGAGAAGCUACGCAAUGUGAUCAUCAACAACAAUGAAAUCGAGGUGCUCGAGAGUCGUCUGUUCGUCGAUCUGCCCUUUCUAUCACGCGUCGAGUUCAACAACAAUCGAUUAAAGCAGGUGCAACUGAAUGUCUUUGCCGGACCACUCAGCGCCAUCUCUCUGGAGCAGAAUCAACUGACCCAUCUGCACAAGGAGACGUUCGCCAAUCUGCCCAAGCUGAAUUAUCUAUCGCUGCAGGGCAACGCCUGGAACUGUAGCUGCGAACUGCAGGAAUUCCGUGACUUUGCCAUUGCCAAGCGACUCUACACUCCGCCGACUGACUGCCAGGAGCCACGCCAGCUGCGUGGCAAGCUGUGGAGCGAAGUGCCUUCAGAGAACUUUGCGUGUCAGCCACGCAUCCUCGGCUCUGUGCGCUCCUUUGUCGAGGCAAAUCAUGACAACAUUACGCUACCCUGCCGCAUUGUCGGCACCCCACGGCCCAAUGUCACUUGGAUCUACAAUAAGCGACAGCUAAAUCCGGGACCCAAUGAUCUCCACAUACGCAUCCUCAACUCCGUGGAACAGGUGAGCGGGCAUCAGCAGACGGCUCAGGUGAUGACUUCCGAGCUGCGCAUCUAUGGAGUGCGUAACUCCGACAAGGGCGUCUACAUUUGUGUCGCCGACAAUCGCGGCGGCAAAGCAGAAGCCGAAUUCCAGCUCCUGGUCAGUGGCGUCUAUAUGGGUGGAGCAUCUGGCUCGGAUGGUCUCGGUGGCUUGGGCAUCAGUGGCGCCAUUGGCGCCUCCACAAGUGAUCCGCAAUCGAGCAUAUUUCUUGUCAUUUGCGUUAUUGUGACGACAUUUCUCGUACUGCUCAUUUUUCUGGUGCUGACGCUCUUCUGGUACUGCCGUCGCGUCAAGACCUACCAGAAGGACAACACCAUGAUGAGUGGUGAUGGCCUGAUCUCGUGCAAGCUCGAUAAGACGCACAACAGCUCCAUGCUGGAGGGAUCCGUCAUUAUGGAGAUGCAAAAGAGCCUCCUCAACGAAGUGAACCCGGUCGAGAAGCCCCCACGUCGCACCGACAUCGAGAGCGUCGACGGUGGCGACGAUGGACACGAGAUCAAGAAAACCCUACUGGAUGAAACUGCCUACGCCAACCACUCGCGGGACGAUGAGACGCACUCGGUGGCGCUAUCGGAUACAACAACAACGCCCCGUUCACGUCACACCUAUGUGGAUGAUACGUAUGGAAAUAGUUUGCCGCCCGAUCUGUUGGCAUUCCCGGCCCGUGUGCCGCCCACCUCACCCUCGAUGCAGUCCUCCCAGUCGAACAUACCCGACCAGGUUAUCUACGGCAUUCGCUCGCCCCCGCCCCUCACCAGUCCCGUCUACGCGCACAUGACGCCUCAUGGCAUCUAUGGCACCACAACGAUUGCGGCAGCCACACACAAUGGCUUCAUGACCCUCCAGCAUCCCAAGUCGCGCAACUUGGCGUUGAUUGCGACAGCGAACAGUCGGCAUCAGCAGCAGCAGCAGCAACAGCAGCAGAUGGCCGCUGCACUGCAGCAUCAGCAUCAGCAAUCCUCGUCGGCAUCCCCCUUUCUGCCCGCACCCGUUGUCUACUCGCCGGCCACCACAGCGGUGGUGAUGAAACAGGGAUACAUGACCAUUCCACGUAAGCCGCGUGUACCCAGCUGGGCUCCAAGCACAUCGGGCGCAGCGGCGGCGGCAGCAGCGGCUGCAACCGGAUCCCAUCAUGGCACACAGCUUAGCGAAUUUCAAUCGCCCACAUCUCCCAAUCCAAGCGAAACGGGCACAGCCACAACUGCUGAACUGCAGGCGGAACCGGUCUACGAUAAUUUGGGAUUACGAACCACAGCUGGCGGCAAUUCGACACUAAAUCUGCAUAAGGCAACGGGCGGACAGAGCAGCACACAGGGUGCCCAACAGCAGCAGCAGCAACAAUACACAAUGCGAGAUCGUCCGCUGCCUGCCACGCCCAGUCUCACCUCGGUGGCAUCGGCUGCCAAUGCGAGCAAAAUCUACGAGCCGAUACACGAGCUCAUCCAGCAACAGCAGGCAAUGCAGGCACAACAACAGCAGCAACAGCAGCAACAGCAGCAGCAGCAGCAACAACAGCAACUGCAACAUUUGUACAAUUCGGAUACGGAGCCACUUUAUGGGGCAUCAUCACGACAUCAUGGCAUCACGAUAUUGCCUGGUUCGAGUAUUAGUGGCAUCGGUGUUGGUCUUGGCUCGCCCUCAUCUGGGUCGUUGGGUGGUGCGAGUGGUGCGGCUGCGUCGCCAACGCAUAAUAGCGGCGAUUCGCCAAAGAUAGCAAAGAUACCACCAAGGCCGCCGCCGAAGCCCAAGAAGAAAAUGUCGGUAACAGCGACGCGCAGCGGACAGGGUAGCACAAGUCAGCUGUUCGAUGAUGAGGGCGAGGAUGGCACCGAGGUUUAGUGUAGCAAUUGCAAGCAGCGAACGUGAUUGCAAUUACAAUUAAUUCCAAUUGCCUUUUUAGCAACAGCAAAUGAUGAUGAUGAGGAGGAGGAUGAUGAUGAUGAUGAGCAAGCAACAGCAGCGACAACAACAGCAACAGUAACAGCAUAAAUUAAUUAAGACACCGAGCAAUAACAGUAACUGCAAACAGCAAACAGCAGAUAGCUAACAGAACGCGACUAUGUUAAGACAUAGCAUAAAAGAGACAGUGUAUGAUCGCUGUUAAGUUGCUGCUUGUUGCUCUUAAUGUUGAGAGCGUAUGUUAAAUUGAACACCAGCAGCAGCACCAGCAGCAGGAGCAUUAGUUAACAGACGCUGUUUGUGAACAGUCGCUGCUGCUACUGUUGCUGCUGCUGCUGCUGCUGUUGGGCACGACUCGCCCUGUAAGCGCAACUCAUUUCUGUUUCUCGUCCGCGCAGUUUGCGUGACUUGUGUGCCAAACCGACUGAUGUAGAAUUUAGUAAUUAAAACCGAUGAAAAUACGAAGCAAGAAACCAACAGCAAAAUCAAACAAGACGAACAUGAAAUACGCCUACAUCAAAUAUACAGCAUAGGGUGGGCGAUCAGCAAAAAAAAACAAAAAAAAACGUAGAAAAAGGACAGUACGCUGCACAGUGUGGCAAGCAGCUAAACUUUUUUUUUAGCAGCUAGCAAGAAAAGUAAAAACCCAAAAUGAGUACAUAUUAGCACAAGAGUAUGUAAAAAUCCCAUUUUAAUCAUAAAUAAACCAUAUACUACUCCAAUUUUUUUUUUUUUGCAUAGAGUUAGUUAGUUUGGUACAAAAAUGCAUAAAUUACAUAUAUGUAUAUGUAUACAUACAAAACUAUAUAUAAAACAAAACAAAAAACACAUACACACACACAUUUAAAGCUAAGCAAACUAUAUAUAAAGAUUAUCUAUAUAUUUAAACAA